Spirodela intermedia is the source of this 1160-nucleotide messenger RNA. Lineage: Eukaryota; Viridiplantae; Streptophyta; Magnoliopsida; Alismatales; Araceae. The record is from the annotation of a GenBank genome assembly.
AUGGGCGGGCGCUGGGCGGCGGCGGUGGCGGUGGUGGCGCUGCUGGUGGCGGCGGCGGGGCCGGCGGUGGGGAAGAAGGAGAAGGAGAAGAUGUGUGACAAGGGAUGGGAGUGCAGGGGGCCGAGCGUCUACUGCUGCAACGCCACCAUUAUGGAUCUCUUCCAGGUCUACCAGUUCGAGAACCUCUUCCCCAAUCGCAACGCCCCCGUGGCCCACGCCGUCGGUCUCUGGGACUACCAGGCCUUCAUCACCGCCGCGGCCCUCUUCGAGCCACUCGGCUUCGGCACCACCGGCGGCAAGCAGAUGCAGAUGAAGGAGAUCGCCGCCUUCUUCGGCCACGUCGGGAGCAAGACCUCAUGUGAGUAAUCCCUAUUCAGAAACCCUGAUUAAUCAGAUCCAGUCAGAAACCCGUAGAACCCUAAUCCUCAGAUCCUAUAUCCUCUUCUCCCCCUUCUUCCAGAAUCGACAGAUCCGCCUGAAUCUCGAUCUGGUUUCUUGCAGGUGGAUAUGGCGUCGCCACCGGCGGCCCCCUGGCUUGGGGACUCUGCUACAACCGCGAGAUGAGCCCCAGCCAGGACUACUGCGCAGAAAACUCCGACUAUCCUUGCAGCCCCGGUGUCCUAUACUACGGCCGCGGCGCUCUCCCCGUCUACUGGUACGCAUCCUUCUUCCUCCCCCUCCUUUUCUUCUUCAUCUUCAUCCUUCUUCUUCGUCUUCUUCGUCUGGUCUCUGAUUCAUCGGCUCUCAGGAACUACAACUACGGGGUCAUCGGGGAGGGAAUCAAGGCCGACCUUCUGAAUCACCCGGAGUACCUCGAGCAGAACGCCACCCUAGCCUUCCAGGCUGCGAUAUGGCGGUGGAUGACGCCGAUGAAGAAGAAGCAGCCCUCCGCUCACGACGUCUUCGUCGGCAACUGGAAGCCCACCAAGAACGACACCCUGUCGAAGAGAGUGCCCGGGUUUGGUGCCACCAUGAACGUCCUCUAUGGCGACCUGGUCUGCGGCCAGGGUUACAUCGACUCCAUGAACAACAUCAUCUCCCAUUACCAAUUCUACCUCGAUCUGAUGGGCGUCGGCCGCCAGUACUCCGGCGACAAUCUGGACUGCGCAGAGCAGCUCGCCUUCAACCCCUCCGGCAAGGACGCCACCUCCUCCUCCUGA